Molecule: messenger RNA, 2040 nt
Organism: Chara braunii
Lineage: Eukaryota; Viridiplantae; Streptophyta; Charophyceae; Charales; Characeae
Source: the annotation of a GenBank genome assembly
GUAAUGGGUCAGUCAGUACCUAUGCCUCUGUUCUCUGCUCUUUCUUCAUGUGGCUUUGGAAUCGCAGAGGCAGUGUCAGUCAGCAUGGAGAGAAAGUGAUCAACUGGAUGAAGGCAGGGUUUGAGGAGUCUGAUCUGCUGGUGACCGUCAGUCCAACAUAUGCGGCGCAAGUGUCCACUGAGGAAGAUCUAGGAUGUGGCCUUACACAGGUUAUCGCGAGGAAGGGGAUAUUAGGCAUAAUGAAUGGGGCAGAUGUAACUGAGUGGAGUCCCAUGAACGACAAAUACCUGGAUGUCAAAUAUGAUGUCCACACGGUCUUUGAGGUGAAGCCUACUUUAAAGGCCCAGUUGCAAGCCAAGGCAGGGCUGCCAGUCCGUCCCGAUGUGCCGCUGUUUGGCUUCAUGGGCCGAUUGGAUGAGCAGAAAGGGUCCGACAUCUUGACCGUUGCAAUCCCGGCCUUUCUGCAGCAACAAGAAAAAAGUAAUGCGGGUGAUGCACAAUUCGUCUUGCUGGGUACAGGCAAAGGAAGUUUCGAGGAACAGCUCCAGGAACUGGAGAAGAAGUUUCCAAAACAAGUUCGAGCAGUGGUGCAGUUCAGUCCUCUGCUUGCGCACAUCGUCAUGGCCGGAUGCGACUUCUUGGUUGUACCAAGCCGCUUCGAGCCGGCUGGGCUCAUCCAGCUGCACGCAAUGCUCUAUGGGACGGUUCCUGUGGUGGCGUCCACUGGUGGUCUGCUGGACUCUGUCCGUGAUGGAGUGACAGGCUUGCACAUUGGGAAGUUGAGCCUCAAGCGUGACGUGAAGCCCGGUGACGUGAUGAAGAUUGUGGAGGGACUCAAGCGUGCGUUGGCCAUGUACAAAACUCCCGAGCGGUACAAAAGUCUGGUCCUUGCAGAUAUGUCCCAAGACCUGUCGUGGAGGGGUCCUGCCAGAGAGUGGGAAAAGGCCUUGCAGAGUCUCUACAAGGAGGAGAGGAGUGGGAGAGACAACGGGGAGGCAAACUUUCCUCAAGAAAGAGCAGAGAGGCAUCUUCCUGCAGGAGACCGUUCGCAGGAAGCUCCGCAAGAUUCAUUCUCAUUUUGCUACGAUUGGUGGAUGACAGGUUGGCUGCUUUCAGAACCCUCUUCACAUUGGGGCGAGAUCUACGCAAUCAGUUGGAGUAUCGGUAUGGAUUGCUGGCAAGUGAAGAUGAUUGCGGCGAAAACACAAAUAACAGCAACAACAUCAGCUACAACGACAUCAAGGAUGGGGAUGGUGUCAACAACAACAAUGAUGGGGGAGGGCGACGUCCAAAGCUGCACCAUGAUGGGAGUGAUACUGCAGGUGGACGAGGAAGAUAAUGGAGGCGUCAACAACAACAACAACAACGACAACAACAAUAUCAACUACAGCAACAAUAACAAAAACGAUGGUGCGCAGGGAUUGGGAUUGGGCGAAAUGGGCGAAGGUGGUGGGAAGGAUGACAGCAACAUUAACAACGAUGGCGUGAACAACAACGACGACAACGACAACGACAACAACAACAACAACAACAACAACAACAACAACAACAACAACAACGGCAGUGACGAGGGCGGGGGCGACGUCCACUGCAGCAGCAUGAAUGGUGUGAUGCUGCAGAUGGACAUGGAUGAUAAAGGUGGUGACAACAACAACAACAACAACGAUGAUGAUGGGGGAGCCGACAUCCACGGCUGCCGCAUGAGGGGAGUGAUACAGCAGAUGGAUGCGGAUGAUAGUGGAGACGACAACAACAACAACAACAACAAAAACGUUGACGACGACAACAACAAAAACGUUGACGACGACAACAACAAAAACGUUGACGACGGAGGGGGCGACGUCCAUGGCAGCAGAAUGAUGGGUGAGGUAUUGCAGGCAGACGCGGUUGGAAUGGGGGUGGACACGGGAAACUGGUUUUCUGACUUCCUCCUCGUUAUAUUUUGCGGCCUCGAUAUGGAGUUGCUUCUCGUCGUCUGCCAGAGGAUAGGAGUAGGUUAGUCAGUGAUGAUUGGUGUUGCCCAACCCACAAUACCAAUCA